AUGUUCAAACAACCAGACCUCAAACGUCACCCCACCAGGCGUUCUUCACCCGUACCUCCAGGACCAAAGCCAACCAACGUCCUCAACGACGAUGACCCCGCCGAUCAAGACUAUACUAGCUCGAGUACCCUCAGCGGGGUCAGCGACACAAGUCACCACUCCGAGUACUUGCUUUCCCGCAAUAAACCAGCGCCCCGCGCGCCACCGUCACCCCCGGCACAGCCGGUCGUCAUCGAGAUCAGCGACGAUGAAGAUACGGCAGAUCUGCCUAAGUCGCUGAAGCAAGCGGAGACAGAGACCCCGAAUACGAAAGCUCAUCUUGAGUAUUUAACUGCAAAAUGGGGCCCUUUAGAUGAGUCCCAGGGACGUCAGGCACCAACUCCACCGAUCCGACACCACGAGUCGGCCUCAACCUCCCAACUCCGCGCCAUGCUUGAACCGAUUGAACCUCCACCAUCGUUUCAUACCAAAUCAUUAGCACUUACCAAGAGGAUUUCUUAUCAUGAACUCCCGAAUUUCAUCCGCCGUCCCACCCUCCCUACUUCGAAUAUCGCUGGCGGUGCGAAUAACCCUCACGGUCCAAAUCUUCCAGGCCCAAAAGCUGCCGGUGGCCUAAGACUCCCUGGUCCACACCGUGCAGGCGGCCUAGUUCAACCUCAUCUUCGCGACCCAAACGCCCCCGGUCCGAAUCGCGCACGUGGGUUAAUUCCACCGCAUCCUGGCGCCCCCAAUCCCGCUGCCUCUAACCGUGCCCGCCCUACAUAUCUCCCGACUCCCCGGCACGCUCUAAUCCCCCGCACCACAAACAGCAUCACCGCCAACGCUCAUGGCCAUGCCCGCGCAACUGUAGCACUCCCCCGCCUCCACUCCUCACCCCAGUUCCGCACGCCUACUACACCUCCGCGCUACGCCACCCCGGCAAUCUUCUACGGCUCGACUCCCAAAGCACCAUCAGUAUCGCCGCUAAGACCACCCGCGAAGCCCCGCAGAAAUACACAGAUAAUUCUCUCCAGUCCGUCCGAACCAGCUGCAAAACCCGCCACACCCCAACCAGCUGCCCAGACAGUUCACUCUAGCCUGCCUUCCUCACCGGAGCUGCCGUCAUACGCUUGGCUGGACAAGACAGGGACCAGCAUUGUACGACUACAUCACGCGAUCAGGGGCGUGCUGGCGCAGGGUGAUGAAGGUGCAAUUAGGACGCUGGCGAGAGAGUUAAAACAUGAUUGGGAAGUGGAUGAGAUGUCGAUCUAUGUGGAGGGGUUUGUGAGGGGGGCGUUGUUUGAUCGCGUUGCUUGA
Morchella importuna is the source of this 1296-nucleotide messenger RNA. RefSeq lists its product as uncharacterized. Lineage: Eukaryota; Fungi; Ascomycota; Pezizomycetes; Pezizales; Morchellaceae. The transcript has a single exon. The record is from RefSeq and is a predicted model, not a curated record. The coding region runs from base 1 to 1296 and encodes 431 amino acids.